AUGUCAUUACAAGCAUUAACUACUGAGUUAUAUAAAUCAUUUGAUGGGGAAGACUACGAUAAGUGUUCAAAGAUCUUGGUACCCAUCAAGAUAGAACUCAUAAAACACAAUUUGUUGGUACCAAUUUACAACAAUACCAAAUCUGAAGAACAAAUAAAUGAUUUGAAGAUUACACAGAAGAUAUUGGAAAUUGGAGCUUUAUCUUCAUUAUUGUUGAACGAAUAUGAAGGAUUUGAAAAUUAUUUCUCCCAAUUGAAACCUUUCUACACCAAUAAUAAAAUUCAUGCCAAAAAAGAACACAACACUAAUUGUACUAAGAUCAUAUCAUUAAAUUUAAUCUACUUAUUAUCACAAGGAUUAAUAUCCAAAUUCCACAUUGAAUUAGAAAAUUUGUCAUACUAUCAACAAUUUGACAUUGAAAAUGAUAAAUAUUUACAAUUCCCUAUCAAUUUGGAAAAAAGUUUAAUGGAAGGUAAUUACAUAAAAAUCUGGAAACUUUUAAAUAAUGAAGAUAAUUUACCAUGUAAAGAAUUCAAGAUCUUCAUUGACACUUUAAUGAAUGCUUUAAGAUUUGAAAUUGCCAAAUCAUUAGAAAAAUCAUAUACUUCCAUACCAAUUAACAAUUGUAAGAAUUUAUUAUAUAUCCCACAAGAAGAAUCAGAUAGUAAUUUCAAACAAUUAAUCGACGAAUUACAAAUGAAUUGGACUUUCGAAAAAGGUUACGUAUAUUUCAAUAGUGAUGAUAAUGAUGAAAUGAAUGUCGAUAAUUCAAAUAAAAUUAUCUCCGAUGUUUUACAUUAUGCUGAUCAAAUUGAAUCUAUUAUUUAG
This is a messenger RNA of Yamadazyma jaroonii, 828 nucleotides long. The record is from the annotation of a GenBank genome assembly. Lineage: Eukaryota; Fungi; Ascomycota; Pichiomycetes; Serinales; Debaryomycetaceae.